Molecule: messenger RNA, 1741 nt
Organism: Punica granatum (pomegranate)
Lineage: Eukaryota; Viridiplantae; Streptophyta; Magnoliopsida; Myrtales; Lythraceae
Source: RefSeq, a predicted model, not a curated record
GCCGGUGCCCCGACCCGUACGGAGCUCCGGAUGGCUAUAAAUGGUGUCCGUCCUCCGCAAAACCCUAACUCGUCCUUGGCUUAUCACACUCUCUCACUCGCUGGUCUCUUGUUCUCUGAGACACGAUCUGUUUCUGAAGAUCUAAAAAUCAGAGAUACAAGCACAUCCGAUAAGCCAUGGCGCUGGUGCUGCAUGCAGGAAAAACAAACAAAAAUGUGUAUAAGGCGCUCAUUGCUGCAGAGUACUCUGGGGUGAAAGUGGAAUUGGUCCCAGAAUUUGAGAUGGGGGUUUCCAACAAGACUCCCGAGUUUAUCAAGAUGAAUCCCAUCGGGAAGGUUCCUGUAUUGCAAACUCCUGAUGGACCUGUCUUUGAGAGCAACGCCAUAGCACGUUAUGUUGCUCGUUCCAAGGCUGACAACCCUUUGUAUGGAUCAUCUCUAAUUGAUUAUGCUCACGUUGAACAAUGGAUAGACUUUGCAUCCCUAGAGGUUGAUGUUAAUCUCGUGAAUUGGUUCAGACCAAGAAUUGGGCGUGCUGUGUACCUUCCUCCUGCCGAGGAAGCUACUAUCUCUGCUUUGAAGAGAGCACUGGAUGCUUUGAACACCCACCUUGCUUCCAACACGUUCUUGGUUGGGCACUCGGUUACAUUGGCUGACAUUGUCAUGACAUGCAAUCUGUACCUGGGAUUCACCCAUCUUAUGCCAAAGAAGUUUACCUCAGAGUUCCCUCAUGUUGAGAGAUACUUCUGGACUAUGGUUAAUCAGCCAAAUUUCAAAAAGUUUCUGGGGGAGGUGAAGCAGACUGAUGCCACUCCCGCUGUUGCGAAGAAACCUGCCCAGCCGAAAGAGGCAGCUAAGCCGAAGAAGGAAGAACCCAAGAAGGAGGCACCCAAGCCCAAGCCAGCACCUGCUGAGGAGGAGGAAGAGGCACCCAAGCCCAAGCCAAAGAACCCUCUCGAUCUGUUGCCUCCCAGUAAGAUGGUUCUGGAUGAUUGGAAGAGGCUUUACUCUAACACCAAGACAAACUUCCGUGAAGUUGCAAUUAAAGGGUUUUGGGACAUGUAUGAUCCCGAGGGCUACUCACUGUGGUUCUGUGAUUACAAGUACAAUGAAGAGAACACCGUUACAUUUGUCACCAUGAACAAGGUUGGUGGGUUCCUGCAGCGUAUGGAUCUGGCCCGCAAGUAUGCCUUCGGUAAGAUGCUUGUGACUGGCUCCAACCCGCCCUACAAGGUGCAGGGCUUGUGGCUCUUCCGGGGUACAGAGAUCCCCAAGUUUGUACUUGACGAGUGCUACGACAUGGAGCUCUAUGAGUGGAGGAAGGCGGACAUCAACGACGAGGCACAAAAGGAGCGCGUCAGUCAGAUGAUCGAGGAGGUGGAGCCCUUUGAGGGAGAGCCUAUUCUGGACGCCAAGUGUUUCAAGUGAGGUGUGGCUGAAGCUGUUUCGGCCUAUAGCCCGUUUAAAUUUUGUCUUGGGUGGUUUCUCUUUCAGGUCUUUGAACGGUCAAGGGUGUUGGGGAAAGUAUCUGGUCGAGUUGAUGUCCUGUCUGAACAACACAGAUAUAACCUUGAGUUGAGUCUACUGUUACUGUUAUUGUAGCAAGUCAUAACUUAUUUAUCAUUGAUUUUGGUUUUGACAAUGUUAGCUUUUUCUUAUAUGUUUUGGAAAACCUCUUUAUAGAAUUUUCUUGUGACAGUUAUGCUAUUUUCUUAGUAAAGUUUCCUUUUUUUUUUUGGAGA